Pongo pygmaeus (Bornean orangutan) is the source of this 11010-nucleotide messenger RNA. It is a transcript of the gene AKAP6, whose product is annotated as A-kinase anchoring protein 6. The coding region runs from base 2497 to 9456 and encodes 2319 amino acids. The transcript is spliced from 20 exons. The record is from RefSeq and is a predicted model, not a curated record. Gene Ontology annotation, molecular function: protein kinase A binding; transmembrane transporter binding. NCBI's taxonomy places the organism in Eukaryota, Metazoa, Chordata, Mammalia, Primates, Hominidae. Gene Ontology annotation, cellular component: sarcoplasmic reticulum; perinuclear region of cytoplasm.
CUCAGCCCGCGGAGCAUGCUGGGAGCCACCAAUGCUGCGGCAGCUUCUGAGCGCGCGGCGGGGUCCAGCGCCCAGGCGAGCUGGAGACACCCUGAUAACGAGGCUGCUGCGGCACCGAGAGGGCCGGCCCGGGGUCGGCGCGACACCUUUAGAACAGGUCGUUUCACCGUUAACUUCCUCUGAUGAGUAAUUUUUUAAAAAAAGUAAUUAACCGACCAUUAUCACACCUAGAAAAGUUAAGGUAAUUCCUUCAUAGCACCUAAUAUUCAGUCUACUUCAAAUUUCCUUAUUUCAGAAAUUCCUUAUUACAGUCGAAUUGUAGAGAUCCAAACAAGGUCCCACGUCGUAUUCGGUUGUUACGACCCUGGGUCUCUGUUGUCCUCUAAUUGCCCUCGCCUCGUUUUUCUUCAUGUCAUUCAUAUACUGAGGGAUAUUUGCCGUGUGGAAUUUCGCAGAUCUUGGGAUUUGGCCCAUUACUUACUGAUGGUGUCGUUUGUUUCUCUAGCCUCCGUGUUUCUUGAAAAUUUAUAGUUAGGGGUAAUGGACUCAUUAACUCUGGUUCAGUUGUGUUGUGUUUUGUUUUGAAGCCCGCACGGCUUCAAACACAGUGGUAGGGUGCGUGCUUACUGCACCUCAGCAAGAGUCGUGUAUCCGCUCGCUGUCCCGGUGUGAGUGAUGCCUACCCCUGACCUGUGGGUGCAGGUGGGGUCAGCCGUCUGACCCCUCACACUAUAAAGUCUCCCAGAAAUCUUUCCUUUAAUGAUUUUAGGAUACACCCAUGAACAAUCCAAAUAGAAUGUCUGGUCUGGUGGUUUGCUUGCUUUUUGUUUUGUUUUGAGGACACGUUGUAAUUGUACAUAUUUAUGGGGUGCAGUUUGAUGUUUUGAUACAUAUCUAUGUUGUAUAAUGAUCCAAUCAAGGUAGUGUAUCCACCAUCUCAUGCAUUUAUCCUUUCUUUGUGGUGAGAACAUUCAGUAACCUCUCUUCUAGUUAUUUUGUGGUAUACAAAAUUUUACUGUUAACCAUUUUCACCCUACCGUGCAAUAGAGAAUCAGAAUUUUUUCCCUCUUCAAUUGUACCUUUGUACCCAUUAACCAGUGUUUAUAAACAAACAUUGUGAGUUUGUGAGUUAUAAGUUUACUUGUGAGUUAUAAGGAUGUAACCCCUGGCCUAUGGUGGCCAAGUUCUGUAUCCCAUGGAAGAGAAUUGAGAGAAUAAUAAGAUCAGGGAAAGAAAUUAGGAAAGAGUGUUGAUGUCAUUUGAGUCUCUGGAUCAUUUGAUCCCAUGACCAGGUGCUUUCCAUAGUUGUUUGGUUACUUGUUCUAACAAAUUACUUUUAUUAGGCUAGAUUAAAGUUGUUUUUGCCAAAUGCAAGUAUGAGAUCUUAAACAUUUUUGAGUUUAGCAUGUCUUCACACUGCACACGUGCAACAUUAAAACAUUAUUGGCUUCCGCUAAACUCAAAAAUAUUUAAGAUCCCGUAUUUGCAUUUUGACAAAAACAAUUCUAGUGUUAGUACCCGUUGUUAAGCAUAUAUGAAUUUCCAAUCAAGUUUUUUUUUUUAGGAGGAAAUGGUGUUCUUUAUCACAUCCUUAUAGGAAAGUUAUGAGAAAGGCCACAUUUGGUGAUGUGACACAAUUGAAAGUCAAAAACCACAGGUCAUUUCCUCUUCAGGAAUUUUGCUCUAAUUAAAAAGAAGAAGAAAGUCAUCCUAAAUCCUCACAUCCUCUUUAGCAAGGAACAGAUGAGUCAUUUAGAACCACAGCAACAACCAGCGUCACCUGGUGUGAAAUUGGUGAACUCCAGGUUCUGCUCCCUCUGAGGAUUUUACCUAAUGUUAAAGAGAAUGAGAAGAAAUACUCUUUAUACGUUAUAAAACUAUGCUAAUAGUAGCCAGCAGGGAAAUUGACCUAUAAAUACUCUGAGCACAUUAAGGCCCUGGACCAUCCUGUAUUCUCCAUUGCUCUUUUUAACAGAAAAAUAUAAAUCCAAACCUUUAGCGUUUGGGAGUCAAACUUUUCCCUGUUCUUGAAGAUGCUUCUGAGGGGUGUGUCCUGUGGUAUGGAGACAUGAUUAUCCAUCUGUGAAGAGAGAACAGAGGAGACAAAAAGGAAAAAGAAGAUAAACAUAUACACCUGGCCCAGGAACUGGAGCAGCUGAAGGAAGAUCCAUGGGAAAGUAGAGCAAGCUGUAGGCCCAGCUGCUGCUUCACACCAAUGAAGUGCAACAGCAGAGAUAAGCAGCAACCUGUGGCUUCCGUAUUGUCUCAGGCUCCACUGGAAAUGCAGCAAGGAUUCCUAGCACAUCCCAGUUGCCAUAGCAACAGCAGUCUUUCCCAUAAUGAGCUGCAUCAUCUGAACUGAUGUCACAGCAUCAUGCAGCAGGUCAAACAAGGCAUCUCCUAGUAUUGCAUCCUACAGAUGUGCUGUAAACAUCAAAAGAAGACGGUGGGAUCAGGAGAUGCUGUUUUGGAAAGAAGUGAGGUUUAGACUUCUCCAUGUUAACCAUGAGCGUGACACUUUCCCCCCUGAGGUCACAGGACCUGGAUCCCAUGGCUACUGAUGCUUCACCCAUGGCCAUCAACAUGACACCUACUGUGGAGCAGGGUGAGGGAGAAGAGGCAAUGAAGGACAUGGACUCUGACCAGCAGUAUGAAAAGCCACCCCCACUACACACAGGGGCUGACUGGAAGAUUGUCCUCCACUUACCUGAAAUUGAGACCUGGCUCCGGAUGACCUCAGAGAGGGUCCGAGACCUAACCUAUUCAGUCCAGCAGGAUUCGGACAGCAAGCAUGUGGAUGUACAUCUAGUUCAACUAAAGGACAUUUGUGAAGAUAUUUCUGAUCAUGUUGAGCAAAUCCAUGCCCUCCUUGAAACAGAGUUCUCCCUAAAGCUGCUGUCUUACUCUGUCAACGUGAUAGUGGACAUCCACGCAGUGCAGCUCCUCUGGCACCAGCUUCGAGUCUCAGUGCUGGUUCUGCGGGAGCGCAUUCUGCAAGGUCUGCAGGACGCCAAUGGCAACUACACUAGGCAGACGGACAUUCUGCAAGCUUUCUCUGAAGAGACAAAAGAGGGCCGGCUUGAUUCUCUAACAGAAGUGGAUGACUCAGGACAAUUAACUAUCAAAUGUUCUCAAAAUUACUUGUCUCUGGAUUGUGGCAUUACUGCAUUCGAACUGUCUGACUACAGUCCAAGUGAGGAUUUGCUCAGUGGGCUAGGUGACAUGACCUCUAGCCAAGUCAAAACCAAACCCUUUGACUCUUGGAGCUACAGUGAGAUGGAAAAGGAGUUCCCUGAGCUUAUCCGAAGUGUUGGGUUACUUACAGUAGCUGCUGACUCUAUCUCUACCAAUGGCAGUGAAGCAGUUAUUGAGGAGGUAUCUCAAGUUUCUCUCUCAGUAGACGACAAAGGUGGAUGUGAGGAAGACAAUGCUUCUGCAGUUGAAGAGCAACCAGGCUUAACACCGGGGGUGUCAUCAUCUUCAGGAGAAGCUCUGACAAAUGCUGUUCAACCCUCCUCUGAGACUGUGAAGCAAGAAUCCAGUUCCUCCUCCCAUCUUGAUGUAAAGAAUCAGCAGCCUGUUCCUUGUGAAAAUGCAACCCCCAAGCGAACCAUCAGAGAUUGCUUUAAUUAUAACGAGGACUCUCCCACACAGCCUACAUUGCCAAAAAGAGGACUUUUUCUUAAAGAGGAAACUUUUAAGAAUGAUCUGAAAGGCAAUGGUGGAAAGAAGCAAAUGGUUGAUCUAAAGCCUGAGAUGAGCAGAAGCACCCCUUCGCUAGUAGAUCCUCCUGACAGAUCCAAACUUUGCCUGGUGUUGCAGUCUUCCUACCCCAACAGCCCUUCUGCUGCCAGCCAGUCUUACGAGUGUUUACACAAGGUGGGGGAUGGGAAUCUUGAAAACACAGUCAAAUUUCACAUUAAAGAAAUUUCUUCCAGCCUGGGAAGGCUUAACAACUGCUAUAAAGAGAAAUCUCGACUUAAAAAGCCACACAAGACCUCAGAAGAGGUGCCUCCAUGCCAAACACCUAAACGGGGAACUGGUUCAGGCAAACAAGCUAAAAAUACAAAGAGCUCAGCAGUGCCAAAUGGAGAGCUUUCUUGUACUUCCAAGGCCAUAGAGGGGCCACAAACAAAUUCUGCUUCCACAUCCUCACUUGAGCCUUGUAAUCAGAGAAGUUGGAAUGCCAAAUUGCAAUUGCAGUCAGAAACAUCCAGUUCACCACCUUUUACUCAGAGCAGUGAAUCCUCUGUUGGCUCAGACAACAUCAUGUCUCCGGUGCCACUUCUUUCAAAACACAAAAGCAAAGAAGGUCAUGCCUCCUCUCCAAGUCACGUCACUAGGAAUGGUCAGGUUGUGGAGGCCUGGUAUGGCUCUGAUGAAUACCUAGCACUGCCCUCUCACCUUAAGCAGACAGAAGUGUUGGCUUUGAAGUUGGAAAACCUAACAAAGCUUCUGCCUCAGAAACCCAGAGGAGAAACCAUCCAGAAUAUUGAUGACUGGGAACUGUCUGAAAUGAAUUCAGAUUCUGAGAUCUAUCCAACCUAUCAUGUCAAAAAGAAGCAUACAACGCUAGGCAGGGUGUCUCCAAGCUCAUCUAGUGACAUAGCCUCUUCACUAGGGGAGAGCAUUGAAUCUGGGCCCCUGAGUGACAUUCUUUCUGAUGAGGAGUCCAGUAUGCCUCUCACUGGCAUGAAAAAGUAUGCUGAUGAGAAGUCAGAAAGAGCUUCAUCCUCUGAGAAAAAUGAGAGCCAUUCUGCCACUAAAUCAGCUUUAAUUCAGAAACUGAUGCAAGAUAUUCAGCACCAAGACAACUAUGAAGCCAUAUGGGAAAAAAUAGAGGGGUUUGUAAACAAACUGGAUGAAUUCAUUCAAUGGUUAAAUGAAGCCAUGGAAACUACGGAGAAUUGGACUCCCCCUAAAGCAGAGAUGGAUGGCCUUAAACUGUAUCUGGAGACACACUUGAGUUUUAAGUUGAAUGUAGACAGUCAUUGUGCUCUCAAGGAAGCUGUGGAGGAGGAAGGACACCAACUUCUUGAGCUUAUUGCAUCUCACAAAGCAGGACUGAAGGACAUGCUGCGGAUGAUUGCAAGUCAAUGGAAGGAGCUGCAGAGGCAAAUCAAACGGCAGCACAGCUGGAUUCUCAGGGCUCUGGAUACCAUCAAAGCCGAGAUACUGGCUACUGAUGUGUCUGUGGAGGAUGAGGAAGGGACUGGAAGCCCCAAGGCUGAGGUUCAACUAUGCUACCUGGAAGCACAAAGAGAUGCUGUUGAGCAGAUGUCCCUCAAGCUGUACAGCGAGCAGUAUACCAGCAGCAGCAAGCGAAAGGAAGAGUUUGCUGAUAUGUCAAAAGUUCAUUCAGUGGGAAGCAAUGGGCUUCUGGACUUUGAUUCAGAAUAUCAGGAGCUCUGGGAUUGGCUGAUUGACAUGGAGUCCCUUGUGAUGGACAGCCACGACCUGAUGAUGUCAGAGGAGCAGCAGCAGCAUCUUUACAAGCGAUACAGUGUGGAAAUGUCCAUCAGACACCUGAAAAAGACGGAGCUGCUUAGUAAGGUUGAAGCUUUGAAGAAAGGUGGCGUUUUACUACCAAAUGAUCUCCUUGAAAAAGUGGAUUCAAUUAAUGAAAAAUGGGAACUGCUUGGGAAAACCCUAGGAGAGAAGAUCCAGGACACAAUGGCAGGGCACAGUGGGUCGAGUCCACGUGACCUGCUCUCUCCUGAAAGCGGAAGCCUGGUAAGGCAGCUGGAGGUCAGGAUCAAAGAACUGAAAGGGUGGCUAAGAGAUACAGAGCUUUUCAUCUUCAAUUCCUGUCUGAGACAAGAAAAGGAAGGAACAAUGAAUACUGAGAAACAACUGCAAUACUUUAAGUCCCUCUGUCGUGAAAUCAAGCAACGACGUCGAGGAGUUGCCUCCAUUCUGCGACUAUGCCAGCAUCUUUUGGAUGACCGGGAGACUUGCAAUCUGAAUGCAGACCACCAGCCCAUGCAGCUGAUCAUUGUAAAUCUUGAAAGAAGGUGGGAAGCCAUUGUCAUGCAAGCCGUCCAGUGGCAAACACGUCUACAAAAGAAGAUGGGAAAGGAAUCUGAGACUUUGAAUGUGAUUGAUCCUGGCUUGAUGGACCUAAAUGGAAUGAGUGAGGAUGCCCUGGAAUGGGAUGAAAUGGACAUAAGUAACAAGUUAAUUAGUUUGAAUGAGGAAUCAAGUGACCUUGAUCAAGAACCCCAACCUGUUAUCCCUUCCUUGAAGCUUGGAGAGACAAAUAAUGAGGACCCUGGUUAUGACGAGGAGGCUGAUAACCAUGGGGGAUCUCAGUAUGCCUCAAAUAUUACUGCCCCGUCUAGUCCACACAUUUACCAGGUGUACAGCCUCCACAAUGUUGAACUCUAUGAGGACAACCACAUGCCAUUUCUGAAAAACAACCCAAAGGUCACUGGCAUGACACAGCCUAAUGUUUUAACUAAGAGUCUCAGUAAAGACUCUUCAUUUUCAUCUACCAAAUCUUUGCCAGAUCUUCUAGGCGGUUCCAAUUUGGUAAAGCCCUGCGCAUGUCAUGGAGGAGACAUGAGCCAGAAUUCAGGCAGUGAGAGUGGAAUUGUCAGUGAAGGAGACACAGAAACCACUACCAACUCUGAAAUGUGCUUGCUCAAUGCAGUGGAUGGGUCCCCAAGUAACCUUGAAACUGAACAUCUGGACCCACAAAUGGGAGAUGCAGUUAACGUGUUAAAGCAAAAAUUUAAAGAUGAGGGGGAAUGCAUUAAGCUUCCAAAUAGCUCUCAGUCGUCCAUUUCACCAGUGGGUUGUGUAAAUGGAAAAGUUGGAGAUUUAAACAGUGUUACCAAACAUACCCCUGAUUGUUUGGGAGAAGAAUUACAAGGAAAACAUGAUGUGUUUACAUUUUAUGAUUACUCAUACCUCCAAGGCUCAAAACUCAAAUUACCAAUGAUAAUAAAACAGUCACAAAGCGAAAAAGCACAUGUGGAGGAUCCCCUGCUUCGUGGUUUUUAUUUUGAUAAAAAAUCAUGCAAAUCUAAACAUCAGACUACAGAGUUACAACCAGAUGUACCUCCCCAUGAAAGGAUUUUGGCAAGUGCAUCUCAUGAAAUGGAUCGCAUUUCAUAUAAAAGUGGCAAUAUAGAAAAGACAUUCACUGGCAUGCAGAAUGCCAAACAGCUCUCCCUUUUAUCUCAUAGUUCAUCUAUUGAGUCCCUUUCUCCAGGGGGUGAUUUAUUUGGAUUGGGCAUCUUUAAAAAUGGCAGUGACAGCCUCCAGCGAAGCACUUCUUUAGAAAGUUGGUUGACGUCCUAUAAAAGCAAUGAAGAUCUUUUUAGCUGUCACAGCUCUGGGGAUAUAAGCGUGAGCAGUGGCUCAGUUGGUGAACUAAGUAAAAGAACAUUAGAUCUCCUGAAUCGUUUGGAGAAUAUCCAGAGCCCCUCAGAGCAAAAGAUAAAGCGAAGUGUUUCUGAUGUCACUCUUCAAAGCAGUUCCCAAAAGAUGUCUUUUACUGGCCAGAUGUCAUUGGACAUAGCAUCUUCUAUCAAUGAAGACUCAGCGGCAUCUCUAACCGAACUUAGCAGCAGUGACGAGCUCUCUCUUUGCUCAGAGGAUAUUGUGUUACACAAGAACAAGAUCCCGGAAUCGAAUGCAUCGUUCAGGAAGCGUCUGACUCAUUCAGUGGCUGAUGAAAGCGAUGUCAACGUCAGCAUGAUUGUUAAUGUCUCUUGCACCUCUGCUUGCACUGAUGAUGAAGAUGACAGCGACCUGCUCUCCAGCUCUACCCUUACCUUGACUGAAGAAGAGCUGUGCAUCAAAGACGAGGAUGAUGACUCCAGUAUUGCAACAGAUGAUGAAAUUUAUGAAGACUGCAACUUGAUGUCAGGGCUAGACUACAUAAAGAAUGAAUUACAGACCUGGAUUAGGCCAAAAUUGUCUUUGACAAGAGAUAAGAAAAGGUGCAAUGUCAGUGAUGAGGUGAAGGGCAGUAAAGAUGUAAGUAGCAGUGAGAUGACCAAUCCCUCUGAUACUCUGAAUAUUGAGACCCUUCUAAAUGGCUCUGUAAAAUGUGUCUCUGAAAAUAAUGGAAAUGGUAAGAAUUCAUCUCAUACCCAUGAGUUAGGGACAAAGGGUGAAAAUAAGAAAACUAUUUUCAAAGUUAAUAAAGAUCCAUAUGUCGCUGACAUGGAAAAUGGCAAUAUUGAAGGUAUUCCAGAAAGGCAAAAGGACAAACUGAAUGGGACUUCAAAGGUAUCAGAAAAUCUUGGUUCAAAUGGGAAAGAGAUUUCAGAGAGUGAGCAUUGUAAGUGUAAAGCACUUAUGGAUAGUUUAGAUGAUUCAAAUACUGCUGGCAAGGAAUUUGUUUCCCAAGAUGUUAGACAUCUUCCAAAGAAAUGUCCAAAUCACCACCAUUUUGAAAAUCAAAGCACUGCCUCUACUCCCACUGAGAAGUCUUUCUCAGAACUGGCUUUAGAAACCAGGUUUAACAACAGACAAGACUCUGAUGCGCUGAAAUCAUCUGAUGAUGCACCAAGUAUGGCUGGAAAAUCUGCUGGUUGUUGCCUAGCACUUGAACAAAACGGAACAGAGGAAAAUGCUUCUAUCAGCGAUAUUUCCUGUUGCAACUGUGAGCCAGAUGUUUUCCAUCAAAAAGAUGCCGAAGAUUGUUCAGUACACAACUUUGUUAAGGAAAUCAUUGACAUGGCUUCGACAGCCCUAAAAAGUAAAUCUCAACCUGAAAACGAGGUGGCUGCUCCUACUUCAUUAACUCAAAUCAAGGAGAAAGUGUUGGAGCAUUCUCACCGGCCCAUCCAGCUGAGAAAAGGGGACUUUUAUUCAUACUUAUCUCUCUCAUCUCAUGACAGUGAUUGUGGGGAGGUCACCAAUUACAUAGAAGAGAAAAGCAGCACUCCAUUGCCGCUAGACACCACUGACUCGGGCUUAGAUGACAAGGAAGAUAUUGAAUGCUUUUUUGAGGCCUGUGUUGAGGGUGACUCUGAUGGAGAGGAGCCUUGUUUCUCUAGUGCUCCUCCAAAUGAAUCUGCAGUUCCCAGCGAAGCUGCAAUGCCACUACAAGCAACAGCAUGUUCUUCUGAGUUCAGUGAUAGUUCUCUUUUAGCUGAUGAUGCAGAUACAGUGGCUGUUUCAAGUCCUUCCUCUCAGGAAAGAGCUGAGGUUGGAAAGGAAGUGAAUGGUUUGCCCCAAACUUCCAAUGGCUGUGCAGAAAACUUAGAGUUUACUCCUUCAAAGCUUGACAGUGAAAAGGAAAGUUCCGGAAAACCAGGUGAAUCUGGAAUGCCAGAAGAACAUAACGCUGCUUCAGCCAAAUCUAAAGUUCAAGACCUCUCCUUGAAGGCAAAUCAGCCAACAGACAAGGCUGCAUUGCAUCCCAGCCCCAAAACUUUAACCUGUGAAGAAAAUCUUCUAACCCUUCAUGAAGAACGACAUAGAAACAUGCAUAGGUAGAAUGUACCCCCUCCCCAAGCAUGAAAAUCAUCUCACUGAAAGAUACGCCUGGCUGCAACUCAGGGGUGGCCUCAUCCUCCCGCCCUGGGCUGGUCUCUGGUUCCAUCACGUUUGUCACUGCCGUUUAUUACAUUGACUUCUCCCAAGAUGAAUCUUCCUUCCAAAUGUGUUUUCUCCACAUGAGCCUUGUGAUCUGAAUGUGUGCGCUGGUUCUCUUUAGGUGAUCGUCUUUGAAGUUCGGCAAAGCUGCUUGUUCUCCCAUGGAUUCCUGUCCCAAGCUACCUCUACCAACCCUCUCUCUCCAGCUAGACUUUUCUCUUUGCCUCCUCCCCUCCCUUCCACUCUUUAAAGUUCUGCAGUUCACCAACUGGUGGUCCAUUAAAUUCUCCUGUCUAGAAUGACCCCCCACCAGUACUUGACCAAUUUCAUGUUUCAAUCUGGAUUUUUUUUUAAUGGUAUAAUGACUGUGUUUAUUGAAGGAGUUUUACCUAAAAAGCCAACAUUUGAAUUGAUUGCAGCAUAGAGAAGAAACACUGGUCCUUCUUUCAAAAUUAAGCAACUAUUAAAAGCGCCAUUUUAUUUAUUUCAUUUAAAAAAUAAUCUAUGCAGCAUUUCAAGAAACAACCAUAUGGUGUUGUAUAUUAUAAACUGAUGACGUUCUACUAUUGAAUUAUGUACAACAUUUUCAUUUUUUAUGCUUCUUGAGGUGGUAAUGAGAAAAAAGUUUUUUAAAAAAGUGUGCCUUGCUGUAUUUCUUAUACCAUUUAUUAAAAAGCUGCUUUCACGGUAAAAUUAUGUUGGUUUGAAAGGAGGAAAUAGCAAGGUUAAGAUGUGUGAAUAAUUUCUGUAUAUAUGUAUAACCAAGUACAAACAUUGAUGUAUAAUGACAGUAUAAAAUGCUUUCAUGUUUGUGAUGUCUAGUGGUGUGGAAAAUAUAAGCCUUAAAUCCAUUAGAUUGCAUGGUAAUUAAAAUUGGCAUAAUAAACACAGAUUAUUGGGGGAAAAGGAAAAUUAGUGAUCUCUUCUACUAUGUUCUUUACCAAAUUGUUGCAUCUGGCUCUGAAAAAGUAUAGCAUGUAGCAGCUUCCAAACAUAUUCAUAUUGCUUAAGAGGCUUAACGUUACCUAAACUAGAGACUAGACAUAAAGCCUUCAGUUUUCAAAAUCUUUCUGGUCACUAUAAAGAUCUUGGAACAGCAAAUGAUUAAAUGUCAGUUCCCCUAAACCAAUAAACAUUUAUACUAGAUUUUUUAUUUCUACUUAUCAUUAAUGAUUUGAUGUUGGAUUUCAGGAUACCUUGUAUGUCUUAAUUUAUUUUAAAUAUUUAUUUUGAAUGAGUUUGAUAGAAAACUAGUAGAAAAGUAUAGAAAAUUUGACUAUUAUUUAUAGAUUUCAGGUAUAUUUAUAUGUGUAAAAGAAAUUGACAAAGAAAUAUUUCAUCUGGCCUUUACUGACUCCUGUUAAAUGCAGUUUUAAAUUUAUAUCGUGACACCUACUUAAGUGCCUGACACAGUAGGUAUUCAAUAAAAAUUUACUGAAUUAAAGGAUUAAAUUA